GGAAGCAUAUGUGUAUUAAAGGCACACAACAAGGGGAAAAGUUGUUGCGAUUUCCACAUGACAGCCUUCUUAAUGCAAAGCAAUCAAAAUUCAAUGGCCUCGAAGCCCUCGAAGCCGAAGCCCCUCACCUCCUCUUUCCUCCUCUUCUUGAUAGCCCUCUUAGUCUUCACCACAUACUACCUAAGACAGCUUCACGACGACUUCCAAAUCUACCCCAAACCAUCACUGAAUCCAGCCUGGUACGACGUCGUAUCACGGGAAAUGGGGCACGAGUGGUUCAACAUCGGGCUGGUGAACAUGGAUGAGGACGAAGCCGCAGCGUUGGUGACUAAAGGGAGGGUUUUGAAGGUGGAGAUGGGAACGCUGGAUGAGGGGUUGCGGUGGUCGGACUUGUUCCCAGAGUGGAUCAACGAGAGCUCGACGAAGACGAGGUGCCCGGAGCUGCCCAUGCCGGAGUUCGGGAGGUACGAGGAGCUGGAUGUGGUGGUGGCUAGGGUUCCUUGUAGGGUGUGUGAGGGGAGUGGGUGGAGAGAUGUUGCUAGGUUGCAUGUGAAUUUGGUGGUGGCUAAUUUGUUGGUGAGGAGUGGGAGAGUGGGAGGUGAGAGGCCGGUUUUGGCGGUGUUUUUAGGGUGUUGUGGUCCGAUGUGGGAGAUUUUCCGAUGUGAUGAUCUUGUGUUGCGAGUUGGUGAUUCUUGGAUUUAUAGACCUGAGUUGAGGAGGAUCAGACAGUUGGUGCACCUCCCGGUCGGAAGUUGCCAGGUCAGCCCGGCAUUAGCACAAUCCGGUUCAGAAUUAAGAGGUGCAGAGGCAUACGCGACAGUGCUACAUUCCUCAGAAGCAUACGUGUGUGGAGCCAUAGCUCUAGCACAAAGCAUCCUCCAAACAAACACGACCAAAGACCUCAUCCUCCUCGCCGACGACCACAUCUCCCCCGAAUCAAUUGAAGCCCUCCGAUCAGCCGGCUGGAAGAUCAAGCGAAUCCGACGGAUACGAAGCCCUCAGUCGAGGAAGAACUCCUACAACGAGUGGAACUACAGCAAGCUCCGCCUCUGGCAGCUCCUAGACUACGACAAGGUCAUGUUCAUCGACUCUGACCUCAUCGUCACCAGAAGCCUCGACCACUUCUUCACCCACCCGCAGAUCUCCGCCGCCCCCAACAACAAGGAAAUCUUCAACUCGGGCCUCAUGCUUCUCGAACCUUCCCUGUGCACCUUCAGAACUCUAAUGAAGAGAAGGUGGCUGGUUCGCUCCUACAAUGGUGGCGACCAGGGCUUUCUCAACGAGAUGUUCCCGUGGUGGCACCGCCUCCCCAAGAAGAUCAAUCACCUCAAGUUCUUCCGGUCGGAUGGGGGCCAUGAGCACCGGAUAGCGGAUGAUGCCUACGCAUUGCACUACCUUGGAAUGAAGCCGUGGAUGUGCUACAAGGACUACGACUGCAACUGGGACAAGGCGGCCACGCGGAGAUUCGCCAGCGACUCUGCCAAUGAGAGGUGGUGGCGCGUGUAUGACAGCAUGCCGGAGAAGUUGAGGCAGUUCUGCGCCUUGACGCCGGAGGCGGAUGCCAGGAUUAGAAACAAUAGGGUUAAGGCAAAGCGUGCUAAGUUUGGUGAUGGACACUGGAGGAUCAAGGUGAAGGAUCCCAGGCAAAUUCACUUGUCAUGAUUACUUUGUUUGUUAUAUA
Salvia hispanica is the source of this 1681-nucleotide messenger RNA. Its product is annotated as putative UDP-glucuronate:xylan alpha-glucuronosyltransferase 4. Lineage: Eukaryota; Viridiplantae; Streptophyta; Magnoliopsida; Lamiales; Lamiaceae. Gene Ontology annotation, molecular function: glycosyltransferase activity. The record is from RefSeq and is a predicted model, not a curated record.